This is a messenger RNA of Ixodes scapularis (black-legged tick), 1844 nucleotides long. RefSeq lists its product as uncharacterized. Bases 9 to 1844 code for a protein of 611 amino acids. The record is from RefSeq and is a predicted model, not a curated record. The transcript has 2 exons. NCBI's taxonomy places the organism in Eukaryota, Metazoa, Arthropoda, Arachnida, Ixodida, Ixodidae.
AGAGCGCCAUGGGCCACAACUGGCUCGACGUGGCCAACGGUCUCAGCCUCGUGCACAGGAUCACGCAGCCACACACCGUCAACGAAAACAUUGUCGGGGCCAUUCGCGUAAAGUUUUCGCAAAACAACAAGCCACAGGACGUCAUCAACCUCCUGGUCGAAGAGAGCAACAGGUUGUACACGAGUAACGUCGAGAACGGAGUGUACCGCUGCGACACCGACUACAUGACGCUCCGAACCGUCAUGCCUGCCGAGCGAGUCACGGACGACGUCAACAUCAUCGAUCCGGCCAUCUCCACGACGCUGCGUGACCACAACGAGCUCAUCAUGAAGAGUUCCGACACGAUCCCCGUGCCGCGGACUAACCACUACGUACUAGCCCUGCAGAAGGAGAAGGCGCCCGCCACCGAGGUGUCGGUCCUUAACAUCGCCUCCAUAAUAGAACAGUGUAUGAGCAACGGGCGCGUGGACUCUCGCUUCGUCGAAGUGCACAAACAGUCGGACCAGGGCACGCAGGAGCUCAACAAAUUUUACAGCCAGGCCUGUUGCGUCUCGCCCCGUAACCUCGGUCUUUUUCUACAGUGCCUAAACUUUGAGAUGAUGGACUCGGACAUGUUUGGGGCCACCUUACAGUGCCUCAAGAUGACCAAGGGCAUACCCACUCCGCGCCAGGAAGAAAUUGCCACCUACUCAAACACGGCGUUAUUUCGGAUGGCCACCAACCUGUUUUAUCACACGCGUUUCUGCAGGAGCUACCGCGGCGAAAACACCUACCUGUACGACUCGCGCUUCUUUAACGACUUUCUACUCUGGGUCCAGUCGCCCAAUUAUCUGGAACACCACAUCUCGCCUAGCGUGUCGUCGUCCAUCAUCUCGUGGUGCACGUCCAUGUCUACUGCCAUGCACACUACGCGCGACGCCAACGGAGCGAAGUGCGCCAUGGCGGCCAUAUCCACGUGCGAGGUGGACCAACGCGUACUAGCCGACUUUUUGAACAUGUUCAUCAAGCUCUUUAUCGAGGACGAGACCGAGAUUAGCGUCAUCAACAAGAAAUUUCUCGAGAAGGAACUACUCAAGGCUUUUGCUUCCGUGUCUAAUUGCUACAACCUUUUUAGGGGGCAGUUUGUUUCGGCGACGGCCUUGCGCCUCUUCCUAGCCCGUUGUAGGUGGUCCGUGGCCGACGACGUGGAAGUCAUCGUUCCGGUCGAAACGAAGUUUCUCAACAGACUGAUAUGCGACAGCGACGACCUGUUGUCCAACUCGAUGCGAGACAAGCUUCGUAAAACCAUGGAAGACGUCUCCACGAUGAUGGCGCCGCUGCUCUCCAAUCCAUCCACGUCCACGCCUCGCAGCAAGGACGACGACAGCAACGUGCCCGUGCACGACGUGAUAUGCACCAAGCACUACGUCUACCUCUACGUCCGUCACUCGUCGGCGCAUCACAACGUGCAUGCAAUUCUACCCUUUCUCCACCACGUUCUGCAAAGCUAUGUAAACGACAAGACGACCACUUUGCCACUCGAUUACACUUUCGAUCCCCUGGAAGAACAAGAAUCCUUCUUCGACGUGAUUCCAGUCACGUACCACGGCACCUACGAGGUGACCACCUCUCUACCGGCGCUCGUGGCCAAAAUCAAACCCAAGGAAGACGGACAGUACGUGUCAGAUCGCCUUUAUUGCGAGAAGCAUUGGAUGUGUCUACACAAUCUGGUCGUCUCGAGGCUCGUCGACUGUUUCUACUACAUCACCAUACAGAAAUUGCAGAUAUUAAAAGAUGUUACAAAGUCAAACACUACGUCCAACAACGACUAUGGCAUUUACAAAGUGUCGUAUUACAAGAAGUGA